AUGGCCCCCAUACCCCUCCGGAAACAAUCCCCAUCAUCCCUCUCUUCCGCCCCGCCCAAAACACCCUUCCCCGGCACCGGUACAUUCUCCAACCCAUUCAUCGUCGACUACCUCCCCUCCGACCCUCUCAACCCCUACAACUGGCCCAAAUCCAAGCGGUGGGGCGUGACAAUGUUGAUCGGGGUGACGGCGUUGUGUCCGCCGUUUGCGAGUGUGUCGUAUUCGGCGACUUUGGGGGACGUGGUGCAGGAUUUCGGGAUCAGUCGCGAGCUGGCGACGGCUGGUAUCAGUCUAUUUAUCGCCGGAUUCGGCUUCGGCCCCCUCAUCUGGGCUCCCCUCUCAGAAAUCUACGGCCGCGUCCCCGCCUUCCUCCUCUCCUACCCCAUCUUCACCCUCUUCAACCUCGGCACCGCCCUCUCCCACUCCACCGCCCCACUCAUGGUCACGCGCUUCUGCGCCGGCUUCUUUGGGGGGGUGACGUUGACGAAUAGCGGGGCGCAGAUUGGGGAUAUGUGGGCGGUUUGGGAGAGGGCGGUGGCGACGAGUGUCUUUGCGUUGGCGCCGUUUUUAGGGCCUGUUGCUGGGCCGAUUGUGGGGGGGUAUGUGGCGGAGAAAUGUGGGUAUCGGUGGGUGUAUUGGAUUCAGUUCAUCUUUGCCGCAGUCAUGACGGUCCUCUGUAUCAUUUUUAUCCCCGAAACAUACGCGCCCACCAUCCUCCGGCGAGAAGCCAUCCGCCUGCAAAAAGUCGCGCAAGAAGAAGGCAGGGACGAGCACUUUCUCUCGAAAUAUGACAUUGAGCGUAAAAGCAAGAGCGAGAUUAUCCAGAUUGGGCUGUAUCGGCCUUUCCAGAUGCUGUUCACGGAAGUUAUCGUGGCUUGUUUGAGUGUCUAUGGAGCUUUAAUAUAUGGCAUUCUCUACCUGUUCUUCACCGCCUUCCCCAUCGUCUUUCAACAAACCCGACACUGGUCCAUCGGCCAGUCCGGCCUCGCCUUCCUCGGAAUGGGUGUCGGCCUCAUGGCCGGCGUAGCCAUCAACCCCUCCAUCUCCUCCUACUUUUACACCCGCUCCCACCUCAUCGACGGCCGUCCCCCGCCCGAAUCCCGGCUCCCCGUCUGCUGUAUCGGCGCCGUCCUCGCCCCCCUCGGCUUAUUUUGGUUCGCCUGGACCUCCGCCCCGCCCGUACACUACAUCGUCUCGAUUAUCGCGUGUAUACCGUUUGGAUUCGCGUUCUUGUUGAUCUUUACGUCGAUGACGAAUUACUUGAUUGAUUCGUAUGAGCUGUAUGCGGCGUCGGCGUUGGCGGCGCAGGCGGUCUCGAGGUGUUUGUUUGGGGCGAUUUUCCCGUUGUUUGCGAAGGAUAUGUAUGAGGGGAUGGGGCUGCAUUGGGCGGGGACGUUGGUGGCGUUUUUGGCGCUGGCUUGUACGCCUCUGCCAUUCUUGUUUUAUCGAUACGGCGCUUUCCUGAGACGUAAAUCGCGGUAUGCGCCUUCUAUCGUCGUCUCUUCGAACCACGACGAAGAGAAGGGGGAAGAGAAGGAAGAGGAGGGGCUGAGCAAAGUGCAGUCGAGGGGAGAAGAGGGGUUGGAGCCGGAGUGGGCGAGGGAUGCUGGGGAAGGAGCGGGAAGGGAGAGGGGGUCGGUGAAGGUGUAG
Messenger RNA from Cryptococcus amylolentus CBS 6039, 1650 nucleotides. RefSeq lists its product as hypothetical. Gene Ontology annotation, biological process: transmembrane transport. Lineage: Eukaryota; Fungi; Basidiomycota; Tremellomycetes; Tremellales; Cryptococcaceae. The record is from RefSeq and is a predicted model, not a curated record. Bases 1 to 1650 code for a protein of 549 amino acids. The transcript has 6 exons. Gene Ontology annotation, molecular function: transmembrane transporter activity.